CAUAUCACUGAUUCUUAGUCAGCGAACUUAUGUCACUAUAUCCACUGUUUGUUUCAAUAUCUUCAAAUGUGAAAAUUCCAAGGCGGACUAGCAAAACACGACAAAACGCGUUAAGGCGGCCAAGCAAAACCUGGACCUUGCUGCUUUGGAAAACUAGUUUGCGCUUUUUGUGGCGCGGUUGCGGAAAAGGAAAGUUGUGAAGGUGCCAACGCGUUCGUGCGUGGUGUGAACUUGUCAGUUCAUUCGAGUGCGUGUGGGCUUGUGAUAAAGCGGUUGCGGGAUAUUGCGCGCACUCUCGAAGGAAAAUGCUGUUCUAGCACAAUAAGGUUCCAGAUUCUUUGGAGUAUGCCUUUGAAGCGUUCUGCAAGCUUACACAAAUACCACAAUGUCGGACGGCUUUUUUGGGUUUGAUGCAUCCCACGUGCUUGAUGAUGGUCUGGAGCCGCCGGACGUGGACGAUCGGGACGAAGAUGACCGCUUCAACAGCGAGACCUUCGGUGCCGACGCCGGCGAGUGGGAGGAGGACGACCACGCGAAGAUCGCCGCGUGCCUGGAGCGCGAGCGGUCGGCGCUGCAGGGCCGGGAGCCGCCGCUGGCCGCCGACAUCGAGCGCGGCCUCUCCCAGCUGGUGACCGACGACGAGCUGGAUGACCCGUGCAUCAUGUCUGUGCGCCGCAGCCGCGGCUCGGCCGGCGGCGUUGCCAUACCGCGCCCGCCGCAGUUCGGGCGCGCCCGCUCGCCGCCGCUGUCGUCGCUGCUCGAGUCGGACGUGUCCGGCUCACCGUCCACCACCUCCAUCUGGUCGACGACGCCCACGCGGCCGGCCGGCGCCUUCGACGACCCGGCCAUAAUGUCGGUGCAGCAGCAGGCGUGGCGCCAGGACCGCGAGCGGCGCCAGCACGACCCUUACGCCGGCUUGAUGACGGCCCGCGAGCGGCAGUGGCUGCUCAACAUUCAGCGCAUGCAGAUCAAGGGCAACACCGACUACUAUUUCCGGCACUUCAAUUCGCGCCAGCUGAGCCAGGGUCGGCGGGACUCGCGCGGCGGCCGCGGUCAGCGCGACGACAAGCACACCGACCACCGCAACUACAAGCCGCCGCAGAUGGAGAACUCGCUCGGCAAACUGCAGGUGGCCAGUGUUACAGCGCCGCGCAAGAUCAUCGACCUGCAGGUGAUCAACCAGGAGUCGGCGGACGGCGCGCGCGACCACAAGGAGGCCAAGCGGGACCGGCAGACCCUGCUGCUGAUCGAACAGCUGUACCAGCAAGUGAUGCUGGUGGAGCGGGCUGACCGCCGCGAGCCGCAGCUCGUGCAGAUCCUCGGAAUCAGGAAAGGCAAGGUGAGCAGGCGUGGGCUGGUGACCGCCGCCACCGGCCGGCUGUGGGCCGCGCUCAGCCGCGAGCCGCAGCUGGUGCAGAUCCUCGGAAUCAGGAAAGGCAAGGCGCUCGUGCUACGCUGCAUCCCGGUGUUGAGCAGCCAGCAGUACUACCAGAUCGCUACCACCCUGCUCAAACACCUGGUCACCGUGCUGCACAAGGACAAGCUGGACAACAUGCUGCACAAGUUCCACGUCUGCCUGCAGAUGGUGAUCAGCAACAGCGACCUGGACCAGAUCACCGAGCUGACCGAGGCUCUGACCGCCUCCAGCGACCUCGACUCGGCCACGCCCGGCAAGACGCCGCUCCAGAUCAUCGCCAGCUCGCCGUUCGGCGUGUCGGCGGCGGUGCUCCUGCUGCUGCGCGGGGACCAACUGGUGCAGCAGGCGACGGCCGCUGGCGGCAACGGCGGCGCAGCCGGCCGCUGGCGCCGUCUGUACGCGGGCCUGGUACGCUGCCUGGCCGGCAUGCCGACGCGCGUCGGCCGAGAGGCGUCCGGCUCCGCCUGGUGCCGGUUCGGAUUUGUUACCGAGUGUUUUAUAUAG
Messenger RNA from Pollicipes pollicipes, 1921 nucleotides. RefSeq names its product Protein associated with topo II related - 1 (gene Patr-1). The transcript has 13 exons. NCBI's taxonomy places the organism in Eukaryota, Metazoa, Arthropoda, Thecostraca, Pollicipedomorpha, Pollicipedidae. The record is from RefSeq and is a predicted model, not a curated record. Gene Ontology annotation, molecular function: RNA binding. Gene Ontology annotation, cellular component: P-body. Gene Ontology annotation, biological process: deadenylation-dependent decapping of nuclear-transcribed mRNA; P-body assembly. The coding region runs from base 386 to 1921 and encodes 511 amino acids.